Messenger RNA from Helianthus annuus (common sunflower), 4122 nucleotides. Its product is annotated as endoribonuclease Dicer homolog 3a. Gene Ontology annotation, biological process: siRNA processing. Gene Ontology annotation, molecular function: protein binding; RNA binding; ATP binding. Gene Ontology annotation, cellular component: nucleus; cytoplasm. The transcript is spliced from 15 exons. The coding region runs from base 133 to 3951 and encodes 1272 amino acids. Lineage: Eukaryota; Viridiplantae; Streptophyta; Magnoliopsida; Asterales; Asteraceae. The record is from RefSeq and is a predicted model, not a curated record.
AAACGAAAAACCCUGCAUCAAAAACACAAACUGUGUGUUCAAUGAUCGUACGGUGAUUUCCAACCACUUUCUGAAAAUAUUCUCACGCUAUUCGUUUCGUUCAAAAGUUAAACAGUAUUCUCCACACUCAUAAUGCACACAAACAGUUCGUCUUCUCCCCUACAAAAUCCUCCCAAUUUGAUCGGAAACAUGCAGUCAUCGGAAACCCCAACAAACCCUUUGAAGAGAAACUUUCAAACCAUGAUAAAUAACCCCCAACAAUCCACACAGUAUGAUUUGGAUGUGUUUAAGGUGGCUAUGGGGCAGAAUACUAUAGCACAUAUUGACACUGGUGGUGGGAUGAUUGCUGUUAUGAUUAUUAAAGAAUUUGCAAAAGAACAAUUAUCUCAGAAGAAAUUGAUCAUCUUUUUAGCCCCAACUCGGAAGCUUGUUGAACAGCAAUGCAAUGUUGUUAGGGAAAACACAGACCUCCGGGUUGACUUUUACCAUGGGAGUAAAGUGUCAACGGUUGACGACGGAAAGAAGGUUGAUGAUUGGGAUGCUCCGGUUUGGGAACACGAAACCGACAAAAAUGACAUAAUGGUUAUGACACCUACGAUUUUGUUGAAUGCGUUGAGGAAUGGGUUUAUAAAGUUUGAAAUGAUAUGUUUAUUGAUUAUUGACGAGUGUCAUCAUGCUAGCGGUAAUCAUCCUUACGCAAGCAUAAUGAAGGAAUUUUAUCUCAAAUCUGUUAACAAGCCAAAGGUUUUCGGCAUGACUGCAUUCCUGGUGAAUAAAAAAGGUACCUCUUCGCCUGGAAAUUGUGAAGCACGUAUAACCAUGCUUGAAAAUAUUUUGGAUUCUCGGGUUUACACAAUACAAAACCGGACCGAUCUACAGGACGUCACGCCAACUGCUUCAGCGAACAAAUCUUUGAAAAUUACCGAAAAAUCACCUUCCAGUGCUGAUGUCACACCAACUGCUUCAGCAAACAAAUCUUUGAAAAUUACCGAAAAAUCACCUUCCGGUGCUGAUGUCACACCGACUGCUUCAGCGAACGAAUCUUUGAAAAUUAGCGAAAAAUCACCUUCCGGUGCUGAUGUCACACCGACUGUUUCGGGGAACAAAUCUUUGAAAGUUACCAAAGAAUCACCUUCUGGUGCAGGAACUACAAAGAGGAAAGAGUUACAUGGGACGAUGCCGAUUCGAGCCGUAUCCGGAACUUGGGGCGAUAACCAUGAUGAUGGUGUGGACUUUUAUGCUUACGGAAUCAGUUUCGUUUGUAGCGUUAAAGAUGUUAAAUAUUCAAGUUUCGUUCUUUUGCUUGAGUCAAAGCUUGACGAUGACGUGGCAAAUCUUGAAAUGAGGUUAUACCUGGUGUCAAAGUUUGUAAAUUGCAAAGUCUCUUCAUGUGCGAAAUUGCAUCUCGAUGCACGACAGGUAGCAAAUGGCAAGUGCUUUCAAGAGCUGUUCUUCAACGGAAUAUACGCGAAGUUUUUUCCAGAAACCGACCCAAAACUGUGGACCCCGUCAUACAUGUACUUACUUUUGCCACUAGAGUCGCUUGAUCCAUUCGAGAUCAAUUGGAAAAUGAUCGACUCAUGCGUAUCCGCAAUCGAAUUCGUCAAGAAAUCGUCUGUUUCAAGUGCCGAGAAACAGAAUGUCGAUUCAAUCAUGACAUAUUCCGAAAACACAAGCAUGAUACAUUUUGCCAACAAGUGUGUUCACAAAGAUGACAUCACAAAUAUGGUCGUUUUCGCAAUUCAUACCGGAAAACUGUACUCUGUUAUUGACAUUCUGCAAGAUCAAACCGCUUGUAGUCCUUUUGACGGAGAUAUUAAAAAAUAUUUAUCGUUUGAAGAUUAUUUUAAAAAGAAGUACAAAAUUGAUCUAGUGUACCCGGAGCAGAACAUGUUGCUGCUAAAGCAAAGUCAUCGAGCGCAUAACCUUCUUGUGGACUUCAACGGCGAAGGUAUUUUGCACGGAAAAAAGAUAAAGGCUGAAAGUUGUAAGGUGAAUACGGACAGACAGAGAUAUAACGCUCGUUUACCGCCUGAACUUUUGGUUACUAUCGAUGCAAGACUUGACGUUGUGAAAUCGUUGUAUUUGCUGCCAUCGUUAAUGCACCGGCUCGAGGCGUUAAUGUUGGCUAGCCAGCUUCGUGAAGAGAUCACUGGCCACAUGACCAACAUACACGUUUCAAGCUCACUGAUUUUGGAGGCAAUCACAACUCUUCGAUGCAACGAAAGCUUUUCAAUGGAGCGAUUGGAGUUGCUUGGUGAUUCGGUGCUCAAGUAUACAGUGAGCUGCGAUCUCUAUCUUCGAUAUCCGAAUAAACACGAAGGACAACUAUCUUCUGCGCGAUCAUCGCAAGUUAGCAAUUCCGCCUUGUAUAACUUGGGAAUCGUCUGUCGGUUACAAAAUUACAUAAGAGAUGUUGCAUUCGAUCCUACCCGUUGGACGGCGCCAGGUCAGCUUCCAUCACGACCCUGCGCGUGUGAUCAUGGUGUCGAGACCAUAGAGGUGCCGAUUGAUACCAAAUACCAUACCGAAGAUCCGAAAAUUUUGACUGGGAAGUGCUGCGAUAUGGGCCACCGAUGGUUAGGUUCCAAGACCGUAUCGGACUGUGUCGAGGCCCUUGUUGGAGCUUACUUUGUGGACGGUGGUUUGACCGGUGCUCUGCACUGUAUGAAAUGGCUCGGUAUAAGUUGCGAGCUUGACUCAUCACGUGUCGAUGAAGCUAUUAAAAUUGCAUCGCUUCAUGUGUACACCCCAAAACUUGACGUGCUUCAAGGUUUGGAGUCAAAGCUCGGUUAUGAGUUUGUGGUCAAAGGUUUGUUAUUGGAAGCUAUAACACACGCAACGGAUCAAAAUCCCGAUCAACGAGUUGGAUACUGUUACCAGAGGUUAGAGUUUCUUGGUGACUCGGUAUUGGACUUGCUCAUUACGUGGUACCUUUUCAACAAGCACAAGGACAUUGACCCCGGAGAACUAACCGACUUACGUUCAGCGUCUGUUAAUAAUGAAAAUUUUGCAUACGCUGCCGUAAGAAGAAAUCUUCACGGGUACCUCCAAUGCCGUUCCGUCACGCUCCAAACACAAAUUUCGGAUUAUGUAAAGUUUGUCGCCACCUCAUCAACCGAUACAAACUCACUCCAGACCAACAAAAGCCCAAAGGCACUUGGUGACCUCGUGGAGAGUAUCGCGGGGGCCGUAUUACUUGAUACGAAACUUAAUCUUGAUGAAGUUUGGAGAAUAUUCGAGCUGUUGUUAACUCCGAUUGUCACACCGGAAAAGCUUGAGCUUCCACCUUUACGGGAAUUAAUCGAAUAUUGCGACUCCAAGGGUUAUUUUAUUAAAGACAAGUGUCGAAGAUUGGGUGAUGGUGUAACAGCGGAAUUAAGUUUGCAGCUUGAAGAUGAUUUGUUGAUUGCAGAGGCUACGAGUCCCACCCGAAAAGUCGCAAGAGGCCAAGCCGCUCUUAAAUUGUUGAGUCAGCUUGAGAAAAAAGGAAUUUUAAGAAAGAAUCAAGGUGAAGAUAAUAGAGAUGGAGAAAUCGGUAAUAAAGACGUUAAAAAAAGCGACACAUCUCGAUCAAAUACCUCCAUUGCUGAUUCGAAAAUGGAGGAAGAAUCAAAUUCGGAAACUGAAAUCCCUGUGAUAAAGUCGAUUAACAAAAAUAAGGGAGGACCAAGAUCUACACUUUUUGAGUUAUGCAGGAAAAUGCAGUGGACAAUGCCUACCUUUACUCACUCAGAAGAAAAAUCAAGAACUCUGAUUGAAAUUGGUGAAGGCGUCGAUAAACGAACAGCAUUUAAUAAGUUCGAGUCUGAAAUAAGUCUGAAUAUUCCUAAUUACGGUAUUAUUAAACUCAUGGGUGAGCCACGAGCAGAUAAGAAGAGUUCAUGCGACUCUGCUGCUCUACUCAUGCUCUAUCAGCUUCAGAGACAGAGAAUGCUCAAAAUUGGAUAGAAAGUCUACAUGUUAUGUGGCUCAGUCAAUGUAAAAAUAAAUUGGGGAAUAAAAAAUAAUCUAGUUAUUUUAAGUGGUCUUUUGUUUUUGUUCUGAAAUUGUAAAAAGACUGCUAUAAGACAUGUUUUAAUUGUGUCAAGGGAUAUAAUAAACUACAAUUAGUAUGCAAAA